Messenger RNA from Dicrocoelium dendriticum, 4125 nucleotides. The record is from the annotation of a GenBank genome assembly. Lineage: Eukaryota; Metazoa; Platyhelminthes; Trematoda; Plagiorchiida; Dicrocoeliidae.
AUGACCGGGGGGGGGGGGGGGGGGGGGGGGGGGGGGGGGGGGGGGGGGGGGGGGGGGGGGGGGGGGGGGGGGGGGGGGGGGGGGGGGGGGGGGGGGGGGGGGGGGGGGGGGGGGGGGGGGGGGGGGGGGGGGGGGGGGGGGGGGGGGGGGGGGGGGGGGGGGGGGGGGGGGGGGGGGGGGGGGGGGGGGGGGGGGGGGGGGGGGGGGGGGGGGGGGGGGGGGGGGGGGGGGGGGGGGGGGGGGGGGGGGGGGGGGGGGGGGGGGUGGGGGGGGGGGGGGGGGGGGGGGGGGGGGGGGGGGGGGGGGGGGGGGGGGGGGGGGGGGGGGGGGGGGGGGGGGGGGGGGGGGGGGGGGGGGGGGGGGGGGGGGGGGGGGGGGGGGGGGGGGGGGGGGGGGGGGGGGGGGGGGGGGGGGGGGGGGGGGGGGAGGGGGGGGGGGGGGGGGGGGGGGGGGGGGGGGGGGGGGGGGGGGGGGGGGGGAGGGGGGGGGGGGGGGGGGGGGGGGGGGGGGGGGGGGGGGGGGGGGGGGUGGGGGGGGGGGGGGGGGGGGGGGGGGGGGGGGGGGGGGGGGGGGGGGGGGGGGGGAGGGGGGGGGGGGGGGGGGGGGGGGGGGGGGGGGGGGGGGGGGGGGGGGGGGGGGGGGGGGGGGGGGGGGGGGGGGGGGGGGGGGGGGGGGGGGGGGGGGGGGGGGGGGGGGGGGGGGGGGGGGGGGGGGGGGGGGGGGGGGGGGGGGGGGGGGGGGGGGGGGGGGGGGGGGGGGGGGGGGGGGGGGGGGGGGGGGGGGGGGGGGGGGGGGGGGGGGGGGGGGGGGGGGGGGGGGGGGGGGGGGGGGGGGGGGGGGGGGGGGGGGGGGGGGGGGGGGGGGGGGGGGGGGGGGGGGGGGGGGGGGGGGGGGGGGGGGGGGGGGGGGGGGGGGGGGGGGGGGGGGGGGGGGGGGGAGGGGGGGGGGGGGGGGGGGGGGGGGGGGGGGGGGGGGGGGGGGGGGGGGGGGGGGGGGGGGGGGGGGGGGGGGGGGGGGGGGGGGGGGGGGAGGGGGGGGGGGGGGGGGGGGGGGGGGGGGGGGGGGGGGGGGGGGGGGGGGGGGGGGGGGGGGGGGGGGGGGGGGGGGGGGGGGGGGGGGGGGGGGGGGGGGGGGGGGGGGGGGGGGGGGGGGGGGGGGGGGGGGGGGGGGGGGGGGGGGGGGGGGGGGGGGGGGGGGGGGGGGGGGGGGGGGGGGGGGGGGGGGGGGGGGGGGGGGGGGGGGGGGGGGGGGGGGGGGGGGGGGGGGGGGGGGGGGGGGGGGGGGGGGGGGGGGGGGGGGGGGGGGGGGGGGGGGGGGGGGGGGGGGGGGGGGGGGGGGGGGGGGGGGGGGGGGGGGGGGGGGGGGGGGGGGGGGGGGGGGGGGGGGGGGGGGGGGGGGGGGGGGGGGGGGGGGGGGGGGGGGGGGGGGGGGGGGGGGGGGGGGGGGGGGGGGGGGGGGGGGGGGGGGGGGGGGGGGGGGGGGGGGGGGGGGGGGGGGGGGGGGGGGGGGGGGGGGGGGGGGGGGGGGGGGGGGGGGGGGGGGGGGGGGGGGGGGGGGGGGGGGGGGGGGGGGGGGGGGGGGGGGGGGGGGGGGGGGGGGGGGGGGGGGGGGGGGGGGGGGGGGGGGGGGGGGGGGGGGGGGGGGGGGGGGGGGGGGGGGGGGGGGGGGGGGGGGGGGGGGGGGGGGGGGGGGGGGGGGGGGGGGGGGGGGGGGGGGGGGGGGGGGGGGGGGGGGGGGGGGGGGGGGGGGGGGGGGGGGGGGGGGGGGGGGGGGGGGGGGGGGGGGGGGGGGGGGGGGGGGGGAGGGGGGGGGGGGGGGGGGGGGGGGGGGGGGGGGGGGGGGGGGGGGGGGGGGGGGGGGGGGGGGGGGGGGGGGGGGGGGGGGGGGGGGGGGGGGGGGGGGGGGGGGGGGGGGGGGGGGGGGGAGGGGGGGGGGGGGGGGGGGGGGGGGGGGGGGGGGGGGGGGGGGGGGGGGGAGGGGGGGGGGGGGGGGGGGGGGGGGGGGGGGGGGGGGGGGGGGGGGGGGGGGGGAGGGGGGGGGGGGGGGGGGGGGGGGGGGGGGGGGGGGGGGGGGGGGGGGGGGGGGGGGGGGGGGGGGGGGGGGGGGGGGGGGGGGGGGGGGGGGGGGGGGGGGGAGGGGGGGGGGGGGGGGGGGGGGGGGGGGGGGGGGGGGGGGGGGGGGGGGGGGGGGGGGGGGGGGGGGGGGGGGGGGGGGGGGGGGGGGGGGGGGGGGGGGGGGGGGGGGGGGGGGGGGGGGGGGGGGGGGGGGGGGGGGGGGGGGGGGGGGGGGGGGGGGGGGGGGGGGGGGGGGGGGGGGGUGGGGGGGGGAGGGGGGGGGGGGGGGGGGGGGGGGGGGGGGGGGGGGGGGGGGGGGGGGGGGGGGGGGGGGGGGGGGGGGGGGGGGGGGGGGGGGGGGGGGGGGGGGGGGGGGGGGGGGGGGGGGGGGGGGGGAGGGGGGGGGGGGGGGGGGGGGGGGGGGGGGGGGGGGGGGGGGGUGGGGGGGGGGGGGGGGGGGGGGGAGGGGGGGGGGGGGGGGGGGGGGGGGGGGGGGGGGGGGGGGGGGGAGGGGGGGGGGGGGGGGGGGGGGGGGGGGGGGGGGGGGGGGGGGGGGGGGGGGGGGGGGGGGGGGGGGGGGGGGGGGGGGGGGGGGGGGGGGGGGGGGGGGGGGGGGGGGGGGGGGGGGGGGGGGGGGGGGGGGGGGGGGGGGGGGGGGGGGGGGGGGGGGGGGGGGGGGGGGGGGGGGGGGGGGGGGGGGGGGGGGGGGGGGGGGGGGGGGGGGGGGGGGGGGGGGGGGGGGGGGGGGGGGGGGGGGGGGGGGGGGGGGGGGGGGGGGGGGGGGGGGGGGGGGGGGGGGGGGGGGGGGGGGGGGGGGGGGGGAGGGGGGGGGGGGGGGGGGGGGGGGGGGGAGGGGGGGGGGGGGGGGGGGGGGGGGGGGGGGGGGGGGGGGGGGGGGGGGGGGGGGGGGGGGGGGGGGGGGGGGGGGGGGGGGGGGGGGGGGGGGGGGGGGGGGGGGGGGGGGGGGGGGGGGGGGGGGGGGGGGGGGGGGGGGGGGGGGGGGGGGGGGGGGGGGGGGGGGGGGGGGGGGGGGGGGGGGGGGGGGGGGGGGGGGGGGGGGGGGGGGGGGGGGGGGGGGGGGGGGGGGGGGGGGGGGGGGGGGGGGGGGGGGGGGGGGGGGGGGGGGGGGGGGGGGGGGGGGGGGGGGGGGGGGGGGGGGGGGGGGGGGGGGGGGGGGGGGGGGGGGGGGGGGGGGGGGGGGGGGGGGGGGGGGGGGGGGGGGGGGGGGGGGGGGGGGGGGGGGGGGGGGGGGGGGGGGGGGGGGGGGGGGGGGGGGGGGGGGGGGGGGGGGGAGGGGGGGGGGGGGGGGGGGGGGGGGGGGGGGGGGGGGGGGGGGGGGGGGGGGGGGGGGGGGGGGGGGGGGGGGGGGGGGGGGGGGGGGGGGGGGGGGGGGGGGGGGGGGGGGGGGGGGGGGGGGGGGGGGGGGGGGGGGGGGGGGGGGGGGGGGGGGGGGGGGGGGGGGGGGGGGGGGGGGGGGGGGGGGGGGGGGGGGGGGGGGGGGGGGGGGGGGGGGGGGGGGGGGGGGGGGAGGGGGGGGGGGGGGGGGGGGGGGGGGGGGGGGGGGGGGGGGGGGGGGGGGGGGGGGGGGGGGGGGGGGGGGGGGGGGGGGGGGGGGGGGGGGGGGGGGGGGGGGGGGGGGGGGGGGGGGGGGGGGGGGGGGGGGGGGGGGGGGGGGGGGGGGGGGGGGGGGGGGGGGGGGGGGGGGGGGGGGGGGGGGGGGGGGGGGGGGGGGGGGGGGGGGGGGGGGGGGGGGGGGGGGGGGGGGGGGGGGGGGGGGGGGGGGGGGGGGGGGGGGGGGGGGGGGGGGGGGGGGGGGGGGGGGGGGGGGGGGGGGGGGGGGGGGGGGGGGGGGGGGGGGGGGGGGGGGGGGGGGGGGGGGGGGGGGGGGGGGGGGGGGGGGGGUGGGGGGGGGGGGGGGGGGGGGGGGGGGGGGGGGGGGGGGGGGGGGGGGGGGGGGGGGGGGGGGGGGGGGGGGGGGGGGGGGGGGGGGGGGGGGGGGGGGGGGGGGGGGGGGGGGGGGGGGGGGGGGGGGGGGGGGGGGGGGGGGGGGGGGGGGGGGGUAUCAUCGUGA